Trypanosoma theileri is the source of this 312-nucleotide messenger RNA. RefSeq lists its product as uncharacterized. The transcript has a single exon. The record is from RefSeq and is a predicted model, not a curated record. NCBI's taxonomy places the organism in Eukaryota, Euglenozoa, Kinetoplastea, Trypanosomatida, Trypanosomatidae. The coding region runs from base 1 to 312 and encodes 103 amino acids.
AUGGGCCAGCAAAUUCUCUUCUUGAGAGUUUACUGGUUCAAUAAGCUACAAACGUCAUACAGCACCGGGAUCAGCAGAGUCGUACUGGGACAAAACUUUAUCCAAGAAGGUCCUGGGGUGCGUGCCGGCGUACCAUCAGAAGCAGUUUCUUUUACAUUAUUCACUUUAGUGCGAAUGCCGCCGGGGAAAGGCACGGGUCCUAGAUAUAGUAACAGCCAUGCCCUCCAGUGGUGGAAAUUAGAUUUGGCAGCUGAGGGGACUCAGAGAGGCGAACAAAAAUCCAUGUCCUGCCACCUACGAGAUCCAUUGUAA